AUGUAUGCCGAGCAUCUCGAUGGGUCGACACCGUUGACUAACGGCGGCUGUGGCCAGGUUGUUGUUGGAGGUACCGUUGCCUACGUGCCCCAGAUACCUUGGAUUCAAAACGCAACCGUACGGGAGAACGUCAUCUUCGGCCAACCCGACAACGAAACGAGGUUUCAAGAGAUGAUCAAGGCCUGUAGCUUGACACAUGACCUGGCAGUGCUCCCUCAUAGAGAAUUGACCGAGAUCGGGGAGAAAGGAAUUAACCUGAGUGGAGGACAGAAGGCCCGUAUAUCGCUCGCCCGAGCGGCCUAUUCUCAAUCGGAUAUUGUCUUGCUUGAUGAUCCGCUAUCUGCAGUGGACGCCCAUGUCGGAAAUUCAAUCCUUGAGAACUGCAUUUUGAAGGGCCCGCUUGCCGAACGAACCCGUAUCCUCGUCACUCACUCGCUUCAAGUCUUGGACAAACUAGACUACAUCUACGUGCUAGAUAACGGAACCGUAAUUGAGCAGGGGACAUAUACGGAACUUGUUGCUAAUGGGCCGGUUUUCUCGCGACUGGUCGAAGAAUAUGGACAGAAAUCCGCAUUCACUUCCACAGGUUCGAACUUGAACGAACGAGCGGAAUUGACUUCAGUUCAAAUCAAGGACGACCUUCCCGAAGUAGCCAAGGAGGCGCUCAUGCAAGCAGAAGAACGAAACAUUGGCGCUGUCAGCUGGGAUGUCUACAAGCGAUACCUAUGGUAUGCUGGAGGGAUGAUUUGGCUAUUCAUUUUGUUAUCCAUCUUGAUUUUAAAUCAAGCUGCUGCGGUUGGAGACAAUUUAUGGCUCGGGUUCUGGACGUCCCUGGAGUUCCCUAGCCUCAGUCAAGGGGACUAUAUGGCGGUAUAUGCUGCAUUCGGUGCCGCCCAAGCGAUUUUGACCUUCUGUCUCAGCUUUGCCUUCGCGUUGAUCUCGCUGCGAGCAGGACUGAAGCUUUUCAAGGCUGCGUUAAGGGCCAUCCUGCGCUCACCACUCUCGUUCUUUGACACUACUCCUAUGGGCCGCAUCGUUUCCAGGUUGUCGAAGGACCAGAAUAUCCUUGAUAACGAGCUGUCACCUACGAUGUACAGUUUCUUCCUCAUCUUUGCAAGUAUGUUCGGAGUGGUAGGGCUGGUUUUCUACACCUUCCCCUACCUCGGGAUCAGCUUCGCUCCAAUCGGGGUGUUCUACUAUGUCAUGUUCUCCUAUUAUCGUCGCACCUCCAUUGAAACGAAACGCCUCGAAGCGAUACUCCGAUCCACCUUGUAUGCUGCUAUUUCGGAGUCGUUAACUGGGUUGUCGACAAUCCGUGCCUACGCUAUGGGAGAAACGGCCACUCGAAGGGUGGACCACGGCAACGACCUUCAAAACAGAGCCUACUACAUGACCAUCUCUACUCAACGAUGGCUGGCAAUUCGGUUGGACGUCUUUGCCAAUCUUCUCGUCCUUGGUAUCGGCCUGUUUGGUUCUGGAUUCCGGAAGACUGUGAAUCCUGCUAUGGUUGGAGUCGUUCUUUCCAACACGUUGGCGCUGACCACUAUCUUCGCGGAGAUGGUUUCCCAGUUUGCUCAAAACGAGCAGAACAUGAAUUCGGCUGAACGCCUUAUGCAUUACGCUGACCUCCCUCCGGAGGCUGCUUUGACAACCGAGAACGACCCACCGACUUCGUGGCCGCAGAACGGGGAAAUCAAGUUCGAAAAGGUGCAGAUGGCUUACAGGGAGGGACUUCCUUUAGUCUUAAAGGACGUCUCCUUGAAAGUGAAUCCACAAGAAAAGGUCGGGGUAGUGGGUCGUACAGGUGCCGGCAAGAGCUCGCUUCUACAUGCCUUGUUCAGAACUGUAGAGCUCUCUGGAGGCAAAAUUGAGAUCGACGGCGUCGACAUCAGCACCAUUGGCUUGGAAACUCUGCGAACGCGCUUGGCUCUCGUCCCUCAGGAUUGUACGCUAUUCUUGGGAACAUUGCGUGAAAACCUGGAUCCCCACGGUCAACGGACUGAUGCAGAGCUCAUCUCAGUCCUUCAACGAGCGUCGCUACUCCCUCCGGACGGUGUUUCAGAUCCUGUCGCUGAAGCCAAAUUCAGUCUAGAUGCUGUUGUCGGGAACGAAGGAUCCAACAUGAGCGCAGGUGAAAAGCAACUAAUUGCACUCUGUAGGGCUCUCGUCCGAAAUAGCCGUAUCAUCAUUCUGGACGAAGCAACGAGCAGUGUGGACGUCGAAACCGAUUCCAAGCUGCAACAGACGAUUCAGAGGGAGUUUGCCUCCUCGACCCUCCUCUGCAUUGCACACAGGCUGAACACGAUCGGUAUGAUGUCGUUCUUCACUCCUGGAUUUGGUUACCUGAUAACCCGAACAAACUCAGCCUACUACGACCGCAUCCUUGUCAUGGACGAAGGCAGGGUUGCCGAGUUCGACACUGUCCUGAACCUCUAUGACAAGGAAGGUUCUAUCUUCCGAGCGCUUUGCGAUGAAGCCAACCUUUCCAGGGCGGAUAUCCUCAAAAUUCGGGGGGAACACGAGGAUAUGAAAUCUGAAUCGCGUUAG
Molecule: messenger RNA, 2547 nt
Organism: Coprinopsis cinerea okayama7#130
Lineage: Eukaryota; Fungi; Basidiomycota; Agaricomycetes; Agaricales; Psathyrellaceae
Product: ATP-binding cassette
Exons: 17
Coding region: 1-2547 (848 amino acids)
Biological process (GO): transmembrane transport
Cellular component (GO): membrane
Molecular function (GO): ATP hydrolysis activity; ATP binding; ABC-type transporter activity
Source: RefSeq, a predicted model, not a curated record